AUAAGAUUUCUUACAGUUGUUUAUUUGGAUCAAUAGAUAAAAUAUUUCCAUUUCUUCGAACAAAAUUGUUAUUUCCUUUGCAAAUUGGAAACGGGAUUUAUAUUCAUCAAGAUGUCCGCAUCUAUUCAGAGUGCCGAAAUACGACGAGGAAUUUUCAUAUUGCUGGCUGCUAUCAACUUAGCAUAUGCACAAGCGUCCACGGAUCCACCAGCAACCACUACAACAACGGUAGCACAAUCUGCUGAUGAGCCUCAAUUUGAACGAAACCCUAUUUUCCAAAUAUCACACGUCAUCCUCCCUCCGGAAAACAUAGUAGCCGGAGGUUUUGAGCUCGAUCCCGGGCUAGCUUAUGUAACUUGGCAGGGUCAGGCCUUAAACUCCACCAGCUACAGAGUGAAGAUUUACCGGCAAAAUAGACAUGCACUCGUAGCACAACAAGUGACGGUUGCAAAUAUCGUGUUCUUUGAGAACUUAACCCCAGGUGUAAGAUACCAUGCGACUGUUACAACACUGGUUAGGUCGCCAAGUGGUGCAGAACUGGUGGGGAGAGAAAGUCGUCGUGUGAACUUUAUCCUUAAAGGCAACCCUACUGAAUGUACAAGCCCGCAAGUAUAUAGCGAAAGAUGCGACGCUCACUGUGUACGAACAUGUGUGUCUCCUAUCCCCGCUUGUGACAGAUCAUGUAGACCAGGUUGCGCUUGCCCAAGAAGCAACCCUAUUUGGCACGAUAACGAUUGUAUUAAGCUAAAGGAAUGUCCACCACAUGAAGUUACUGUGGUCACUCGUAAACCAAGCGGCCUUUUAGUUCAGUUUCACGAGGCGGGGUCGAUGUUAAAGUGGGAUAGAGUGGUCGGUGCAUCUAGAUACAAAGUCACGGUAAGACUAAACAGAGACCGAAGUGUGGUCGCACAGCAACAAGAUGUAGACAUUCCACUGGCAUUUCUACCGAACCUAACCCCGGGUACCGAAUACUUCUUCGCAGUUGCCGCCAUUUUCCCAUACUCGGCCGAAGGCCUGGACUCGAUCGAAGUAGAGAAUAUUGCCUUUGUAAAUAUUACACAGAAUGGAUUCUCAGUAACUUGGGACGAAACCUCUGACGAUUUUUACGAUGUUGGAUUGUUCGGGUUCGGUGGUUCCUCCCUUCUUUACGACAUGCUCAAUUUUGAAAAAGCGUCCGUCCAAUUUGAAGAGCUUCCUUCAGACACAACUUUCUAUGUUUCUGUUGUGAAAUCUGAAAUCCCAAGAACCCGCCCACCACAUUACACAAAUCUUCACGAAGUUCGAACCCUGGUUGGAGGUGCCUCCGCUGACUACUUCUACGGAGCAACCAUAGUUGCCGAAUUCAUCCAAACUACAACAGAACCAAUGGCUACUCCACCAAUGCCCACAACAACACUAGGCAUGGUAGCGGACCAAACAGAACGUAACCCGUCCACAACACCCCAAACAACUACAACAACAAUACAUAACACAGUAUAUCCGGAACCAUAUCCAGAACCAACAGCAGGACCAAGCACAACCUAUCCAAAACCCGAACCAACAGUAUCCAACCAAGACACAUCAGCUUCACUUACAACAUGUCAGCAGCAAUAUCAAAGCGCCCUCCGAUUGAGAGAAGACUUUCCCGAUAUAUACAUACAACUUCCCCAAUGCGACAUACACGGAGCAUUCCUCACGACAGCUUGUCGCAACUUUGAAGUAUGUUGGUGCGUCAACCCUCUUACGGGCGAACAAGUAAUGGGAACUGAGUUUUCAACAGGGGGAGUACUUUCAUUGAACUGUGACAGAGUUGGACAGCUUGCUGGACCACCAACAAUGUUGUCAGCAAGUGAAAUAGGAAGUACCUCUGCCACGCUGAUGUGGGAAUCGAACUCAGAACGUGCGGGUUACAUCGGAGAUAUUUUUCAAGGCACCACCCAUAUUCGUAGUGUACAUUCUACAUCUCAAUCUACUAUGAGGAUACAAAAUCUUCAGCCAGAAACAGAGUACAUGGUUUGGGUGUCCGGAGUCAGUGAAAUCGGCUGGACAACCGUUAAAACCGAAGUCGUAUUUACAACAGCCGGACUGAGUGCACCAGAAGACGUUUUCGUCGUGCAAAACCAAAACAACAGUCUAACUGUCCAGUGGGCGUCUAACUCUGAAGGUAUAUUACAUAACCUACAACUCCUGAACACGACAUCACAGGUGGUAUUGCGACAAGUAACGACCGAUGCCGGGACAAACCAAUACACGUUUUAUGGCCUACAAAAAUUCCAUUCUUACACGGUCAAAAUAAGGGCUGCCGUAGAGAGUUCUAAUGGUACAAUGUUGAGUAGUCCUGUUGAAGUGUCUGCCACAGUACUCUGCACCCUCCGUCCCGUAGAUAUCAUUUUCCUCUUCGAUAUCUCUAGCAACGGCCAAAACGGGAAGUUGGAAAAGGCAAAAGAGUUGGCAGUCAAUGUUAUUCGAGCUCUGUCGCCUCCCAGUCAAAGGGAGCAAACCACAAGAGUAUCUGCAAUCAAAUACACUCGAUGGACUCGAUUCGUUUUUCCAUUUGACAGAUAUAACAACACAGAAGAUGCUGUAACAAAACUUCUAGAGUUGCAAUCGUCCAACAACCCUGUACUUAACACAGGACACAUGUUGAAAGUUGUACACCGAGAACUCUAUGGUCGAACGACUAGGAUCGGAUACCGACCGAGAGAAAAUGCUCUAAGCGUUAUUGUGCAUUUCGCUGGACGAAGAUCCAUGGGACCCGUAACCAGACCAGCUUCAUGGCUAAAACAGUCAGCAAACGGCGUUAUAGCCAUUGGAGUGGAAGGACAUUCAUACCCGCCCGAACUAAACGAGAUAGCUACCAGUGAGGAUUCGAAGCUGACAUCUCCUAGCUACAACGCCUUGCCAAGCCUGCUUACAAGCGUUUUACGUGCAAUCUGCAAAUUCCAAACCAUGUAGACUGUACAUGCUGGCUUAAACACUAUACAGUUAAAAUAUCUGUGGCCGCAACAAUGACCAUCGAAAAGACACCAAAGCCUAAUCAAGACUUUUAAACGAAAACGUAGUAGGGUGGGGCAAGACGAGACACCUUUACAUUCUUUAUUUGUUUUUGCAUACUACCAAAUAGGAAGAAAAAAUAUAAUGAAAGUGUGUCCCAUCUCCCCCCACCCUAAAACACAACUUAUAUUUUGCGCUUUUGCUGCGAAACAUUCUGUAAAAACACUAAUACUUUAUAGUUACAGCUGUACCAAACUUACCGAAACGUUCUAACAUUCUAAUGACCAUUUAUUCUCAGUUUUAUGAUUUUAAGUUAUAUUAAUAAUUUUCCGUAUACUUGUUAUUGCCGGUUGUUUUUUGUUUGAUUUAACAUGUGUUCCAUACUGUGUUUAAAGCUUAUAAUUGCUUUAUUAACAAUAUCUUUUCUGUGCCUUAUAGCUUCACUUUUCCAUGCAG
Molecule: messenger RNA, 3429 nt
Organism: Ciona intestinalis (vase tunicate)
Lineage: Eukaryota; Metazoa; Chordata; Ascidiacea; Phlebobranchia; Cionidae
Molecular function (GO): protein binding
Source: RefSeq, a predicted model, not a curated record